This is a messenger RNA of Vicia faba (fava bean), 2196 nucleotides long. The record is from the annotation of a GenBank genome assembly. Lineage: Eukaryota; Viridiplantae; Streptophyta; Magnoliopsida; Fabales; Fabaceae.
AUGGAGGAAGAAAACCAGCAUCACCACCACCAACUCGACGACAACGACGACAACGAUUGGCGCCUCUACGAAGCCUACAACGAACUCCACGCGCUCGCUCAAGAGCUUCACACUCCCUUCGACGCGCCCGCCGUACUCGUCGUCGGCCACCAAACAGACGGUAAGAGCGCCCUCGUGGAAGCCCUAAUGGGCUUCCAGUUCAACCACGUCGGCGGUGGCACCAAAACCCGCCGCCCCAUCACCCUCCACAUGAAAUACGGCCCACAUUGCGAAUCCCCGUCCUGUCAUCUCCUCUCCGAUGACGACCCCUCUCUUUCUCACCAAAUGUCCCUCCCCCAAAUCCAGGCUUAUAUUGAAGCGGAAAACGCGAGAUUGGAACGUGACUCGUGGUUAAUUGCUCCUGCACCAGGUAGAAAAAAUAGGGCGUUACAGGUACAGGCACGUGCGGUGGAGUCGCUCGUGCGAGCCAAAAUGCAGCACAGGGAGUUUAUUAUACUCUGUCUUGAGGAUUGUAGUGAUUGGAGUAACGCGACCACGAGGCGCGUUGUGAUGCAGAUUGAUCCGGAGUUGUCGAGGACUGUGAUUGUUUCGACGAAGUUGGAUACUAGGAUACCGCAAUUUGCGCGUCCUUCUGAUGUUGAGGUUUUUUUAUCGCCGCCCACGUCUACGCUUGAUGGUUGCAUUCUUGGUGAUUCGCCGUUUUUUACUUCGGUGCCUUCGGGGAGAGUUGGUUCGGGAAGUCAUUGUUUGUACUCCUCCAAUGAUGAUUUCAAACAGGCUGUAAGCUUUAGAGAGAUAGAAGAUGUUGCGUCCUUGGAGGAGAAAUUGGGAAGGCCAUUGUCAAAGCAAGAAAGAAGUAGGAUAGGUGUGAGCAAACUUAGGCUGUUUCUGGAAGAAAUACUACAAAAGAGGUACAUAAAUAACGUACCGUUGAUCAUUCCACUUCUUGAGAAGGAGCAUCGGAGUGUGACAAGGAAAUUGAGUGAUAUAAAACAAGAGUUGAGCACACUGGAUGAAGCCAAGCUGAAGGAGAAAGGAAGAGCUUUUCAUGAUAUGUUCUUGACUAAGCUGUCAUUGCUGCUUAAAGGGACAGUUGUUGCGCCGCCCGAUAAGUUUGGUGAAACACUACCAGAUGAGCGAAUAAAUGGAGGUGCAUUUGUUGGUGCUGACGGUGUUCAAUUCCCUCACAAGUUAAUACCUAAUGCAGGGAUGCGUCUUUAUGGUGGUGCACAAUAUCACCGGGCAAUGGCUGAGUUUCGAUUUGUAGUUGGAGGAAUCAAGUGUCCUCCAAUCACUCGGGAAGAAAUUGUAAAUGCUUGUGGAGUUGAAGACAUUCAUGACGGGACAAACUACUCUAGGACUGCUUGUGUAAUUGCUGUUGCAAAAGCUCACGACACAUUUGAACCUUUUCUUCAUCAGUUGGGUUCUAGAUUAUUGCAUAUACUUAAGAGAUUGCUCCCAAUCUCUUUUUAUCUUCUUCAGAAAGAUUGUGAGUAUCUAAGUGGCCAUCAGGUGUUCCUCAGGCGUGUUGCCUCUGCCUUCGACAACUUUGCAGAAUCUACUGAAAAAUCAUGCCGUGAAAAAUGUAUGGAGGAUUUGGUAAGCACCACGCGAUAUGUCUCAUGGUCUCUACACAACAAGAGUCGAGCUGGAUUACGCCAGUUCUUAGAUUCAUUUGGUGGAACAGAACAUUCUAAUGAUCCUACUGCAACUGUUCUAUCACAAACAAAUACGCCAGAUAAGGAAGACACGAAGCCACAACUAGAAGUAAAGCUCAGUCAUGUGGCUUCUGGAACUGAUUCUAGCACAUCCAGCCAGACAGCUGAAACAAAGCUUGCUGACCUUCUCGAUAGUACACUUUGGAAUCGGAGGCUUGCUCCGUCAUCCGAAAGGAUUGUUUAUGGUUUGGUACAGCAAAUAUUUCACGGCAUACGGGAAUAUUUCUUGGUUUCCACAGAAUUAAAGUUCAACUGUUUUCUUUUGAUGCCUAUUGUGGACAAGUUGCCUGCACGGCUUCGGGAAGACCUAGAAUCUGCUUUUGAAGAUGACCUGGAAAAUGUUUUUGACAUAACCAAUCUGCAGCUUUCAUUGGGACAACAGAAGAAAGAUAUAGAAAUUGAACAGAAAAGGAUCAACAGGCUCAAAGAUAAAUUCAGAAUGAUACACGAGCAGCUAAUUCAACGGCAAGUCGUGUGA